This is a messenger RNA of Scomber japonicus (chub mackerel), 441 nucleotides long. RefSeq names its product MORN repeat containing 4 (gene morn4). The transcript is spliced from 4 exons. NCBI's taxonomy places the organism in Eukaryota, Metazoa, Chordata, Actinopteri, Scombriformes, Scombridae. The coding region runs from base 1 to 441 and encodes 146 amino acids. The record is from RefSeq and is a predicted model, not a curated record.
AUGACUCUGACCAGAGGAUCUUUCACCUAUGCCAGUGGAGAAGAGUACCAUGGCGAAUGGAAAGAAGGUCGGAGACAUGGUGUCGGCCAGCUCAAGUUUCAGGAUGGAACCUGCUAUAUAGGCCAGUUUGAGAAUGGACUCUUCCAUGGCUCCGGUGUUCUGCUAUUUACAGACGGAUCCAGAUACGAAGGAGAAUUUGCACAGGGAAAGUUUCAAGGCACAGGAAUCUUCAGUCGAUACGAUGGCAUGAAGUUUGAAGGAGAAUUCAAAGACGGACGUGUUGAGGGAUAUGGGCUAUUGACUUUCCCAGAUGGAGCUCAUGGAGUCCCACGAAAUGAGGGCUUGUUUCAAAACCACAAGCUGCAGAAGAGAGAGAAGUGUUCAGGAGUGGUGCAGCAGGCGCAGGCUUCAGCCACCAAUGCUCGCAGUCUGGCACUUUGA